Messenger RNA from Arctia plantaginis, 681 nucleotides. NCBI's taxonomy places the organism in Eukaryota, Metazoa, Arthropoda, Insecta, Lepidoptera, Erebidae. The record is from the annotation of a GenBank genome assembly.
AUGGCAGCGGUACAAGGAGCUCCUGGAAAUAAGAAUUGGCCGGCGAGGCCGGGGAUUCAACACCAAAAUAGUCAAAAUCAACCUAAUUUAACGCUUAAUAGAACAAUUAACUUAUAUCCACUGACUAAUUAUACAUUCGGAACAAAAGAGCCAUUGUUUGAGAAAGAUGCGUCGGUGCCAGCUAGGUUUCAAAGGAUGAGAGAAGAAUUCACCAAAAUUGGCAUGAGGAGGUCUGUAGAAGGAGUCCUACUGGUCCACGAACAUGGUCUACCUCAUGUCUUACUGCUGCAACUCGGUACAGCAUUCUUUAAGCUGCCCGGAGGUGAACUGAAUCCUGGUGAGGAUGAGAUUGAGGGUCUCAAGAGGCUACUCACAGAAACUCUUGGCAGACAAGAUGGUGUUAAACAAGAGUGGGUCAUCGAAGACACCAUUGGUAAUUGGUGGCGACCAAAUUUCGAACCCCCCCAAUACCCUUACAUCCCGCCUCAUAUAACUAAGCCAAAGGAACAUAAGAGGCUAUUUCUAGUCCAGCUCCAAGACAGAGCUCUUUUUGCUGUACCCAAGAAUUAUAAGUUGGUUGCGGCGCCACUCUUUGAAUUGUACGACAACGCUCAGGGCUAUGGACCAAUAAUUUCUUCUUUGAGCCAGAGUUUGUGUCGAUUUAACUUUGUGUACAUGUGA